AUGAUAGCACCAAUUUCUUCCAGUAUGUUAGUUACUCACGGAGCAGCAAAUACUCUUUCAAUGGAUAGUGGCCUAAAUGCUCCAUCUUCUACAGGGUCAUUAUCAGGGUCAGGAACAGGAAUCCUCACUGUAUUUAUAGCAGAACCUAUAAUAGGCAACGCUUGCAGAUGCGCAUCACAAUCUACCCCAUUAAGAGCAAUUAUAAACCCUGCGACGAUUACUUCUGAUACCUGUACACUAGACAAACUCUUUGCUCAAGGCUCAGACUCAGUCGAUUCCACCCUCACUUUUAAAUUUACAACUGUAAAUCCUAUUCCUGCAGGCGGAAAAAUUAUUAUUACUCUAGCUUCAGGUUCCUGGAAUUUGCCAUCGACGCCUCCUCUUAAAAGCACAUGCCAAGGAGUUGGGUUUUCUGAUCAAUCCAAAACUCUCCAACAAUUAUGUUCUGCAUCAGGAACAACAGUCACUUUGAGUCAAUUUUCUCAGAUUGCUGCAGGUUCAGUCACUGUAAAGCUGUACCAUGUAAUCCCAAUCUCCACAGCUGCAGGCUCAAUAAAUUGCUUUACAGCUGUAAGUACUUAUGAUGCAAAUGGCAAUUUUAUAGAUUCUGCAUCUAGCAACUUAACUAACUCUGUCACUGUAGCAGUUUCAACUGCAGCAGGUACCACAAGCACCAAUUCUUUUCUUUCUAAACCAUAUCCAAAUGGCUAG
Molecule: messenger RNA, 711 nt
Organism: Blepharisma stoltei
Lineage: Eukaryota; Ciliophora; Heterotrichea; Heterotrichida; Blepharismidae
Source: the annotation of a GenBank genome assembly